AUGUACAGACACCCCAGAAGUGGCCUGGCCCCCUUCAGCUUCAAGCCGCUUCAAAAGGCCCCAGGCCGCCGGGGGGCCCCCACCACCCGGGGGCCCCCCAGCCGGGGUUGGUUGGUGUUCGGCACCUCAGGCUGCGCCCCACCACCUCAGCGCCUGCUGCUGCUGCUGCUACCUCUAUUCGUUUGCUGCUGGUGCUGCCUCUGUUUAUUUGCUGCUGCUGCUGUUUCUUCGCUCAUUUGCGUUUCCUCUCUAUCCUUUCCUCUGGCUCGGAAACUCCCUUCCCUCUUAGAAGCUGCUGUUCCUUUAGUGUCUUUUCCCAGCUUUGCUGCAGCCCAUGAGGGCCUGGGGCGGGCAAUUGUGUGUCUCCUGCUGCUUGCUGCUGUUUGCUGCUAUCUGCUGCUGCUUGCUGCUGCUGCAGAGAUGGGCCCGCGAAGCAGCAGCAGCGAUACAGCAACCACGGGGGCGACCGCCAUUCGUCCCGUAAGUUUUCUGCCAAGUGCCUGUAUAUCUACCAAUUGCAGCAGCAGCUGCAGCAGCAGCUGCAGCAGCAGUAGCAAGAGCAGCAGAAGCUGCAGCAGAAGCAGCAGUAGCUGGGAGCGCGCGCAGCUAGAGUCAAAUGCCUUAGUGCUGCCUUUGCUGCUGCCUCGGGUGUUGCUUUGCUGCUUCACAGCAGCAGCAGCAGCAGAAGCUGCUGCUGCAGCAGCAGCAGCAGCACUAGCGUGUUCGACUGUGGCUGAAACAUGCAGCGAGGCCCCAGUACCCAGGCCGUCGCUACGAGGCGCCUGCGCAGCUUCGUUGGGGCCUUUCAACUCGCAGCUCAAGGACAAGUGGCAGAACCUUUUGCUGCACGGCCACGUCGUGCGGCAGCAGCCGGACGGGCCCUGGGUAUUCACCGGGCCCUGA
Eimeria necatrix is the source of this 903-nucleotide messenger RNA. RefSeq lists its product as hypothetical. Lineage: Eukaryota; Apicomplexa; Conoidasida; Eucoccidiorida; Eimeriidae. The transcript is spliced from 7 exons. The coding region runs from base 1 to 903 and encodes 300 amino acids. The record is from RefSeq and is a predicted model, not a curated record.